AUGGCGGACGCCACGGGACACCUGGAGUCACAUGAAGAGACAUCCACUCUUCACCACCGCCUGCAAGCCCUCUUCGCUGCUUUCUGGGAAAAGCUGGAGAGUAAGCUGACCCUACCUGCUCUACAGUCCGCAGAGGCUCCCUCCAAACGCCUUCAGAUUACUGCCAUCAAAGUCCUGGUGAGACGGAGAAGGCAAAGGCUGCAUCGGCAACGCACCAGAAAAGCAGCUGCAAACACUGCGGAAUGCAGACGAAUCUGGCAGCACAGCACCAUAAGACACAUGUGGGAGAUGAGUCCGGAAGGAGAGAGAGGAGGGAAGCAAACCCAGAAUCCGCAGCUGACUCCAUUGGCUAUAAGGAAGGAGGCACAUACCAUGUGGGACUAUAACUUCCCUGUACAGGGGAUAGGCUGA
This is a messenger RNA of Pelobates cultripes (western spadefoot toad), 411 nucleotides long. Lineage: Eukaryota; Metazoa; Chordata; Amphibia; Anura; Pelobatidae. The record is from the annotation of a GenBank genome assembly.